This is a messenger RNA of Daktulosphaira vitifoliae (grape phylloxera), 3299 nucleotides long. RefSeq lists its product as uncharacterized. The record is from RefSeq and is a predicted model, not a curated record. Lineage: Eukaryota; Metazoa; Arthropoda; Insecta; Hemiptera; Phylloxeridae. The transcript has 8 exons. The coding region runs from base 39 to 3209 and encodes 1056 amino acids. Gene Ontology annotation, molecular function: UDP-glycosyltransferase activity.
AGUUCAUUAUAGCAUCAGUCUACAGUCUUUCAAAUUUAAUGUUUGACAUGUGGUAUACUAAGAAGAACUCAAUGAUUUUUAUUAAAUUAUACUUAGCACUAUUACUGUCAUUUUUGUCGACUGUUAGUGGAGCUCGAAUAUUGGCAGUGGAACCAAUUGCUGGAAAAAGUCAUUGGAAUUUUAUGAAAGCUGUGCUGCAAGCAUUAACUGAUGUCGGCCACCAAGUAACUGUAUUUACACCUUUUUUAGACGGAGAAAGGCAUAAUUAUACUGAGAUAGAUAUAUCACAAGACAUACCAGUAAAAACUAAUCUGGGAUUAAUCGAUACACUUGAAAAUUUUCAACAUCCAAUAAAUUUAGUACCAAAACUAGUUGAUAUAUCUAGAUUGUAUUGUGAUUUAAUUUAUAAUCAUAAACAAAUGAAGCAAAUAAUAAAUACUGGAUCUAACUCUGGCUUUGAUAUUGCUUUAAUAGAACCAUUGUGGACAGAAUGUUUAGCACCAAUAGCAACGAAAUUAAAAAUUCCUCUGAUUUAUAUAGUGCCCUCACCAACCAUCAGUCAUAUGGAAAGAACCUUUACUGGGCACAUGCUCAAUCCAUCUUAUGUUGGUCAUUUGUUUUCUCAUUACUCGUCUCCAGCACGAUCUUUUCUUCAUAGAUUUUCAAACUUUAUUUUGUUUGUUUAUGUAUCUAUCCAAACACAGUUAAAUGAAGUUAAAUCAGUCAAUUUUAAUAUUAAGGAUUAUGAUAAAGUAAACAUAUCUAAACCAUCCAUAAUAUUUCAAAACACUCAUUUUGUAACAGAAAUAUCCAGACCAUUUGUUCCUAGUGUCAUACAAAUUGGUGGAAUACAUUUAAAAGAACAUCAAAGUAUUCCAAAAGAUAUCUUGGAGUUUAUCGAAAAUUCGCCUCAUGGUGUUAUUUUUAUUACUUUCGGAUCAGUUGUUAAAAUGUCAACUUCACCAAAAUAUAUUGAGAACGCAUUUAAAGAAACAUUAGCAAAACUUCCACAAAGAGUUUUAUGGAAGUAUGAGGGCGAGAUGGAAAAUAUGCCAACUAAUGUAAUGAUAAAAAAAUGGUUUCCUCAGAGAGAUAUUUUAUUGCAUCCAAAUAUUAAAUUAUUUAUUAGCCAUGGUGGUAUAUCAGGAGUGUAUGAAGCAGUGGAUGCAGGUGUCCCUGUCCUUGGUUUUCCAUUAUUCUAUGAUCAACCAAGAAACAUUGAUAACUUAGUUAAAAAUGGAAUGGCACUGUCUUUAGAUUUGUUAACAUUAACACAAAAACAAUUACAUUGGGCCAUUACUGAAAUGAUUAAUAAUACAAAAUAUACUGUAAAUGCUAAAUUUAUAUCAAAGACAUUUAAGGAUCGACCCAUGUCUCCUGAAAAAUUAGUUGUGUAUUGGACCGAAUAUGUCAUUCGUCAUAAAGGAGCAACUCAUUUAAAAUCUCACGCUCUUGAUUUGAAGUGGUAUCAAUACUUUUUAAUGGAUAUUAUUGGUUGUAUAAUUUUGAUAUUAUUGUCUAGUUUUUUUAUUUUAUACAAAACACUUAAUAUCGUUGUUAAAUUAAUUUUUAAAAAUUAUGUGAAACAAAAAACUGAUUAUACUAUAUUAAAUCGAUCAAUAAUAAGUUUUCUUUUCGCGAUUGUGUCAUUUGUUAAAAUGAAAUUUUCUUUUAAAUAUUUUAUAAUUUCAAUGAUUUUUACAAUUAUAUUAAUGAUCAAAUCAACACAAGGCGCUCGUAUUUUAGCAGUAGAGACAAUUGCAUCUAAAAGUUGUUGGAAUUUCUUUAGCGCUGUUUUAAAAGCAUUGGUUGAACAUGGUCAUGAAGUUACUGUAUUUACACCUUUGUUAGAUGGAAAUAGAACUAAUUACACAGAGGUUGAUAUGUCUAAUGACACUCCAAUAUUAACUAACAUGGAUACAAUGAAUGCAAUAGCAGAGUGGCAAAGUCCACAAAAUAUUGUUCCAAGUCUUUCAGAAAUGAGCAAAAUAAAUUGCGAUAUUCUUUUUGGCCAUAAAAUAUUUCAAGAUAUUUUAAAAAAGAAAAUUAAUUUUAAUUAUGACAUUUUAUUUAUAGAACCAUUAUCAUUAGAUUGUCAAUCUAUAAUAGCUUCAGAAUUAGAUGUACCAAUGGUUCAUGUAAUAGGAUCACCCACUUAUACAUUUAUGGAGAGAACAUUUACAGGACAAAUUCUCAAUCCUGCUUAUGUCAGCCAUAUGUUUUCUCAAAACGCAAAUCCAAAUAAAUUAUUUCUAAAUAGAUUUUCAAAUUUAAUUCUCUAUAUUUACACAGCAAUACGUCUUCAAUAUGACGAAUUUUGUAUUAAAUAUACAUCUCUAAAAUGGUAUUAUGGAAUGAAACACAUUAAACCUUCAAUUAUAUUUCAAAACACGCACUAUAUCACUGAACCAUCUCGACCAAUUAUGCCUAGUACCAUACAAAUUGGAGGUAUUCAUUUAAAGUCACCAACUAAAAUACCGAAUGAUAUCUUAGACUUCAUAGAAUCUUCACCUUAUGGAGUUAUUUACUUUACAUUUGGAUCUGUUGUAACAAUGUCUACGCUACCAAAAGAUAUUUUAAACUCAUUUAAAGAUGCGUUGGCUAAAGUACCCCAAAGAAUUUUAUGGAAAUUUGAGGGUGAAAUGGAUGACAAACCAGCAAAUGUGAUGAUUAAAAAAUGGUUUCCACAACGUGACAUUUUGUUACAUCCAAAAGUUAAGCUAUUUAUUAGCCAUGGUGGUAUAUCAGGAGUGUAUGAAGCUGUUGAUGCUGGUGUUCCAGUACUUGGAUUUCCUUUGCUCUAUGAUCAACCAAGAAACAUCGACAACUUAGUCGAAAAUGGAAUGGCGCUUUCUUUGGAUUUAUUAACAUUUACACAAGAACAAUUAUAUCUAGCUAUAAUUGAACUAGUUAAUAGAACAAAGUAUACCAAUAAUGCUAAAAUUGUAUCAGCAAGAUUUAAAGAUAGACCUAUGACUCCUGUAGAUUCAGUUGUGUAUUGGACUGAGUAUGUGAUUCGUCAUAAGGGAGCGCCUCAUUUAAAAUCUCAGGCUAUUGAUUUAAAGUGGUAUCAAUACUUUUUAAUUGAUAUCUUUGCAGUGAUAAUUUUAGCAAUUUUAAUAGCGUCUUACAUGUUGUACAAUAUACUUAAAUACAUCAAUAAAUUCAUAUUUAAAUGUAUGAAACAAACAAAAGUAAAAUCUGAAUAGUUAAUGAAUAAUAUUAAUAUUAUAAACUAAUAAUCAGAAUAUUAAUAUAAAAUUUAUUAUUGUGAGCUUUGAAUAGAAUUAAUAUUAAAU